Liolophura sinensis is the source of this 3879-nucleotide messenger RNA. RefSeq names its product amyloid protein-binding protein 2-like. The coding region runs from base 56 to 2464 and encodes 802 amino acids. The record is from RefSeq and is a predicted model, not a curated record. Gene Ontology annotation, molecular function: protein binding; ubiquitin-like ligase-substrate adaptor activity. NCBI's taxonomy places the organism in Eukaryota, Metazoa, Mollusca, Polyplacophora, Chitonida, Chitonidae. Gene Ontology annotation, biological process: intracellular protein transport; proteasome-mediated ubiquitin-dependent protein catabolic process; regulation of apoptotic process. Gene Ontology annotation, cellular component: Cul2-RING ubiquitin ligase complex. The transcript has 10 exons.
ACCAUUAACAAUAUCCCAUCCUGGAAGUGCUUCAGGCCUGGACCGUCAGAACUUGAUGAGAAUCAAAGUGAACAGGAUUGCCCUGAUACAGGAGUUACAUGUGGAGCACAUUGUACAGUAUCUUGUGAAGACGGGUGUGUUAAAUGGAGCCGACCUAAAGCACAUUGAGAGAGGAAGUAUGCCGCCAGACAGAACUAGGCUUCUUCUGGACUUGCUAGCUUCAAAGGGCAAAGAUACAGAGUGGUACAAACACUUCAGGAACUCCCUACUAAACCCUGAUGCCAGCCCCAUCCUAUCUAAAAGGUACAGAUGUCUUGUGGAGUUCCUGGAUAACACUAUCAUCCACAGACCAACCUCACAGGGCAAUCUAUUCCGGGACUUCACUUCUCUGCCAGCCUCCAAACUGCCAAACCCAAGUUCCUUUCACCACUACAACACCCUGCCUCCCAUACAAAGGAAUGGAGAUGCCGUCAACCCUGCCAAACAUGAGAGGAAAGUCUCACCAGACAUCCUCAAAAUCCACGAUGGCGAUAGCAGCGAUUUUCUCAGUCCUAGAGAUCCACAGGGAGAUUCUAAAGAUGAGGCCAUGGACCAUGAAGAGGAAGGCAUUGUAAACCCAAGCAGUUCCCCAAUAGUUAAAGGUUACAUCCACCACUGGGUGCCAGUUCCUGCAAACUUCAGUCACUCUCUUAUCCCAGAGCCUGAUGACUUGUUUAGGUCUCUGGGGGAUUCUCCUCUGGCUGAGGACAAAGCACAACUGCACCUGGAGCGUCAGGCUCUGAAGACAGCGCGCAGCUUGGAGCUGAUGCAUCAGCUGCAGCGUAAGAAGAUGCUUCCUCACAACAUGGAGAUUAUUCAGAGCGAACCCGCCCAUGACCUUUUGGCCAGCCCUGACCAAUUUCACCUCUAUGCCAAACACUUCACGCUGCUCCUGCAUAACCACGGUGUCAAUCUUCUCCAUGACCUUGCCAACUCUUUCCUCGUCGUCCUUAAGGCGCUCCAGCCCAGUGACAAUAUCAACAAGAUAGGGGCGACAAUCAAGCAAGGACUCGACCUAACUGACCUUUUUUCAGAGCUUAACCAGAGCAAGGAGGCAGAGCAAACCCUGAUCUCUGUGCUUGGUUUUCUGAACAGACAUCCCAGGCUUGAAACUGUGAUGGCUACAUAUAAAGGUUAUAUAAAGUUAAUGCAUCUUAUGAACAAGGAAUACAAUUUGAGGAGUACAAGCAUCGCCUACUUCCGGAUCACAGAGGUGAUUUGGCAGAUCGAGAAGAUGUCCUUUGGUCAAGAUCUUGUGGAGAAAGGAGAGAUGUAUUUGGAGCUAAGUCACAUGAUGCUUGAGAGUGGAAGUGUUAAUUCUGCUUACAGCUGGGCGUUCAAAUCUUUACAGCAUGUGUCUGCCGAGGAGAAGACGAGUGUAAUUAAUGUGUUGUGCAAUGCUGUCAUGGCAUACUGCAGUAAGUGGAACAUUAAGAGGGCUGAACAGUUAGCUGUACAGGCCGUUCAGCUAUCCAGGGAAUACUUUGGCAGCCGGCAUCCCAUGUACCUGAAGGCUUUGUUGACAUACUGUUACUACUCUAAUGAGUUUCGUCAGGAUGAUUCUGGUGUGGAAAUAGCUCGGCAUACCCUACAGGUGGCCAGAAUAACAUACGGAAUAGAGACGCCCCAGCAGGCGCAUGCGCAUCGUGCUCUCUGCAAGGCUCUCAUUGUGGCACAGAAUUUCAAGGAGGAAGAAUAUCUAGAUCAUGCACAACGCGCCUUCAGCAUCAGUCAGGCCUGUUACCCUCCAGCCCACCCAGCCAAGUACCUGUUCCACUUUACGCUGGCCUAUGCCCAGUACUGGAAAGCUCUGCAGCUUCCACCCAGUGAGCAGGAGGCUACGUUGAGCUUAGCCCUCCAGGAGAUCUCUCAUGCACACUCACAGGUGUUACAGCAUUUCGGGGACCUCUGUCUGCGGCAUGCCCAGGUCCUUGCUCUAAUGGCACAGAUCUCCAUCAAGAUGAACAAAUUUAAGACAGCGGAGUCACUGCUGGUUACCAGUGACAAAAUCCUGAGCCUGUGUUUGCCAUCUCAUAGUAACUACUUGCUGGUUACCCAGGCAACACUGGCUAUGUUUUAUGCUAUGGAUCCAGUUGGAAAGGUGGAAGAUGCCAAAAUUCUUCUUCAAAAGGUCAUCAAAGAAUUAGACUCUCCUGGUGUACUGGUUAACUGGGUCGUAUUUGCAUUUGAUCAUCUAGUUGCUCUCCACCAAUCAGCUGGUGAGCAAAAGGAAGCUGCCAUAAUAGAGGCUCAGAAGGAGGAAUGGGUGGCCAACAAUCCUCCACACACUUCGAAGAUCACCCUCCCAGUACUAAUGGAACCUCCCAGGCCAUAUGCAGAAUUCCUGGCCGAUUUUAACAUUUGGCAGAAACGGGUAGACAGGUGGAAAGAAGCAAAAGAAAGCGAAGAGUGUUGCCAUUUGUGAAAUAUAUUUUUGUACAGUUUGAGAAAAGCUCUGUCGAGAGUUAUUUUUUUUUAGAGUAACUACUUGAUUUUUGUGCACACAGCUUGGUAAUGUAUUAAAGAGCAAUGCAUAGAAGUAAUACAGGUUUGUCAAACAAUACAUGUAUUUGAAUGGUUCCAUCGGUCAGACUCCGUUGCUGAUAAAAAAAAAAAACGAUAAAGGCAACAGCUAUAGUUCAGUUGGAUUUUUGACUCCACAUUGUGUUACAGUAUGUCCCCGUCUGUGUUGGAAAGAAUGCGAUCUGUCAGUUGUGGCGCUUACACGUGUAUGAUACCAAUAAAAAAAUAAAAUAUAGCUCUCAGGGACAGCGAUGCCGGGGUUCAAGUCAGUAUAUAGGUGCCUGUCUGUAUUCUUUCGUUACAUUUGAUGUCCUCUGCUUUUUAACACACUUCAACAAGUUUCAGCAAACAUACAGAUAUAGUGCAUAUACAGCACUUUGAACUCUGAGAUUUUCAGGGUUCACACAACUCGCUGGUGUAAAUUAUUAUUAGUGAGUUGAAGGGGAUAGGAAAUAUUAACAUGGUGGCUGUGGAAAUUGACUUAAACAACCAAUAGCAAGCUACUGCAUUUCUCAACCAAUUUGCAGGAAAAUUGCAAACAUGAUAUCCCCAGUUGUCUUAUAUAUGCGUAUCGAUUGUUAAUGCAAUCGGAUCAGCGGCUCUGGAGAAGACCUCUUUUUUUUUUAAAUUUCCAUACUUCCCCAAUAUGGCUGUUGAGUGAGUCUCAAGUAGGUAAAGUUUUUUACUCCAGCAAGUCUAGGUCAAGCGAUUUGGUGAUGAACGUGUGUAAAAAAAUUAACAACUGCAGUGCACAGUUUUCUCACCAAAACUAAAGGCCUAGUGCAGUAGGGAUUCAACACAUACAGUAGGGAUUCAAGCCUAAAUGAUUUGAUGGCCUAAUGAAUAAAUAUACAUGCAUACCCUAAUGCCUCAACCUUUUCACAUUUGAAAGAGAGAGAGCAACUUUUAGAGCAAUUUACACACAUUUAUAAUUUGAUUUGGGAGACAAAAGUACAUUAGUUGGAUUGGCCGGUAUUUGGGCUUCAACAAAAAGCAUAAUUUGACUCAGUCUACUCAUUUGACUCAGUCUACUCAUUUGACUCAGUCUACUCGGAAUAAUGACUUCAUAGUAUGCUUGAAUAAACACUUUGCAAACACGCAAGAAGGUUGAAGAAUUCCAGAACCAGAAUCAUUUUGGAAGGUUUUUACAAAUUUUUUUGUGAUUUUUGAAGGACCACUAUCUAAUAUAAAGAUUAUUAUUUUGUCUGUAUGCAAUGGAGCCAUAAAUUAGUUUAAAUUAUAACAAAAAAAAAACUUUUACAGAGCUGGUUUAGCCUGUUAUGGUUGUUGACGGCUAUUGAUGACUAUUGAUGUACU